UGCGACCGAGUGCCUUCUUUCUCGCGUCGUCUGCUCCGAGUGCGACCUCGCCACUCCACCGACGACAUCGUCAGCUCCGAGUGCGGCCUCGUCCCCGACCACGCCACCGGCGACGUCGUUUGCUCCGAGUGCGACCUCAUCCUCGAGUCCCACUCCAUCGACGAGACCUCCGACGGGCGACAACGACCCCAACCGUGUCGGCGAUCCAAGUGGAACAGAAAGUUGAUCGGAGUCAAGUUCUUUGCCAAGGGUUGUGAGGCCAUGUUGGGUCCUAUUAACGACACUGAGGAGUCUAGAUCCCCUCGCGACGAUGACGGUCACGACACCCACACAGCCAGCAUAGCCACAGGAUCGGUGGUUUUCGGCGUAAGUCUUUUUGGUUACGCAUCCGGGACGACGCAAGGGAUGGCGACGCACGCGAGAGUCGCUGCUUACAAGGCUUGCUGGAAGGGAGGGUGGAAUGGCUGA
Messenger RNA from Vigna umbellata (rice bean), 468 nucleotides. NCBI's taxonomy places the organism in Eukaryota, Viridiplantae, Streptophyta, Magnoliopsida, Fabales, Fabaceae. The record is from RefSeq and is a predicted model, not a curated record.